Linum trigynum is the source of this 2561-nucleotide messenger RNA. The record is from the annotation of a GenBank genome assembly. Lineage: Eukaryota; Viridiplantae; Streptophyta; Magnoliopsida; Malpighiales; Linaceae.
CGUGAAAUUUGGCUAAAUAUUUGCAAGGAGCAAAGACGUUCAAUCUUUGAUUUAAUCCACCUGAUAUGCAUAUACAAAAUUCAACACGGUAUAUUUUUCAAUUAAAUUUUCAUUGCUCAUGCGGAAAUUUCUAUUUAACCACUAAUAGGGGGAGCUAUAAGUCCGAAUCACUUGCUCUCAUGAAUUUGUCAGCUACUCAUGAGAUCAUAAUAGUUUUGAACUUGUGCGUUAAUGCCCCUCUUCAUAACAGAAAUAAUUAGGAUAAAGAAUCACCCAUAAUAAUUUUAGAAUUAGAGACCGAAUACAUGAUCAGAUGAAAAAGCAAACAAUGUAAUCAAGCAUGCAUUUUCAAAAUCACUGACAUUACUACUUGGUUGUCAAACAAGGCUUUAAUCACCAUUUAUACUAAAAAUGAUGAUUCGAAAUUGGUUAAUUGGUUACGUAAUUCGUUUCAUUCCCACCUAAAAACGGCUAAUGCAAAGAGAUGGAUAGAGGAAAAGAGGGACAGAAAUGAAGGCUCUGUUCUUUCUUUCUUUCUUCUUCCUUCCCCUCCCUCCCUUUUGUUCCUGAAAACUGUCUCUCCUUGUUUCAGGAAAGUAGGAGAAGCUCCCUUUUCGCAUUUUCAUCCUCUCUCCCCUAAUCCUCCCUACAUUUUCUUAAACCGAAGAUUUGCGUUAAUUCUCUCCUUCUCUCCACUCUUUACACUAAAUCUCUCUACGAACCUUUUCUAAACCUACCUUCUUUUAUAACGAGAAACCUUGCCGCAUUCAUCGUAGUCCCACAUUCAGUGGAAUUCUGAAAGUUUUCCUUAUAUACACUCUGCAUCCAAAUUAAUCUCCUUGGAAAGUUUCCUAAACCAUUCCCUGAUCGAGUUUUCCUUUCCACGAUCGUGAACAAUGGCCAUGGCGAACGUGUUCUUCUAGUGGAAAAAGGAGAAUGAAAGAAGGGAAGACCACGAAGGCGGUGUUGAUUGGUUGCCGGAUUCACCACGACCAGAAAUCAGCGUCUCUGUUUUUACACCACCAUGUGCAGGGCGUGAAGAGAUUCGUACUCGGGUUCGUCUUCCUCGUCCUUCUGGUCUACAAUGGCGCCGCCGUGUUCUACGUCCACGUCCCGUUCUUCCCCGCCGUCAAUUCCCCCGCCAAUUUCUCGUCAUCGUCGGAAGGGAAACCCGGCCUCCACCGGGAGGGGAAAAAAGAAAAACCGUCGUUGCCAUUCCGCAUCGUCUCCCUCCACGCGCUGAGCGAGGCGCUACCCAUCACGCGCUUCCCCAGCCCGGUGGUCCCCACCACGGCGGCGGCGGCGACGAUCAAAAGGCACGGCCGGAAGGGGCAUUCGCUGAAGUGGCACGUGGGGAAGGCGAUACGGAAGUUGGAGCCCCGACGCGGCCCGCCCGAGUCCAGAUCCGGACCCGAAUUCACCGCCCGGAUCCGGGACUUCUUCCGGAGCUCCGACUGCAACCCGCGAUUCUUCAUGACCCUGAUCUCCCCUUCCCUCGAUUCGCUCGGCGACCGGGAAAUCUUCGCCGUCGAGAGCCUCUUCCGAACCCACAGAAACGCCUGCCUCGUCAUCAUCUCGAAUUCGAUGGACUCCGAGCCCGGCCGGCGCCUCCUGAAGCGAUUCGCCGACAGGAAUUUCCACAUCGCCGCCGUGAAACCCAACUUCGCCGCCGCAUUCAAAGGCACCCCGGCGGAGAUCUGGUUCCGGGAUUUGAAGUCGGGUCGGGUCAGACCCGGGGACGUCUCCCUCGCACAGAACCUCUCCAAUUUGCUCCGCCUCGCCCUGCUGUACAAAUUCGGCGGGAUCUACCUCGACACCGACGUCGUCGUUUUGCGGAGCUUCACCGGGCUGCGGAAUGCCAUCGGCGCCCAGACCGUCGACGUGGAGACGGGGAAGUGGAGCCGGCUGAACAACGCCGUUUUGGUGUUCGACCGGAGCCACCCGUUGGUUUACAAGUUCAUCGAGGAAUUCGCGACGACGUUCGACGGGAGCAAGUGGGGGCAUAACGGUCCGUACUUGGUUUCGAGGGUUGUGGAGAGGGUGGAGGGGAAUUCGAGUUAUAAUUUCACGGUGCUGCCGCCGCCGGCGUUUUAUCCGGUGGACUGGAGCAGGAUUUCGGGCUUGUUUCAGGGUCCUCGGGAUCGGAUUCAGUCGAGUUGGGUGAGGAGGAAACUGGAGCGGAUUAAGAAGGAGAGCUUCGCCGUUCAUUUGUGGAAUCGACAGAGUCGGGAUGUGGAGAUUGAGGAUGGGAGCGUGAUGAAUCGGAUCAUGACGGAGUACUGUAUUUUCUGCAACUCUUCUUCUUCUUGAAGGGGUUUUUUUUUUUUUGUUGGGUUGGUUUAAUUAGCUUGUUUUCAUAUUCCAUUUGUAGUGUUGAUGAUGGAAAGGAGAAUCCUUUUCUUGAAAAAACAAUAGAAGGUUUUGUGAUUUUGCUAUGUGUUUAUGACUUUAUGUUAAUUUGGUAAUGGUCGGUAAAAUUUGUAAAUGAAAAAGUUAGUCUACAAAAAUGUUGGAGUCAAUCGGACGAAUUGGAAGUUAACGAAUACAUAUUGUUAGUAGAU